AUGAAGAAGGCGCAACGUAUUGGAACUGAUGUCAAAAAAGUCGGUGAUACAAUUGAAAAAUUUGAUACAAAUUAUAAGAAGGUUACUAACUUUAGCGAGGUUGAUGAAGAACACCAGGAUCAUCUUGAUAUAUCCGCCGCAGCCUAUGAUGGAACAACGCCCGAAGGUUAUACAAAACACGAAGAACAUUCUAAUAGUGAAUUCCACGUUUUUGAGAAUGAUGAGACAGGAGAUAUACACAUAGGGUAUAAGGGGACAGAUCCUACUCAUAUAGAUGACUUAAUUGCGGAUGGUCAUUCACUUGGAGGAAAUAUCGCACUCUGGGUGGAAUGGAAUCGUGAUCGCAGUGGUUGUGAAACACAGAACAUGACACAUUAUCAUCUUAAGGAUUUACUGUUUUUCAGAUUUUCUGUGUCCACCUUCGUUUUUAUAAAGUCUGGUCAAUUUGGACACAAAGAGAUUGUAUUUCCGAUUGAGACUUGUAAUAAGGAAUUCGUUGACGGUAAUAAAGUAUCAUGGGUGAAUUAUGCUCAUACAGAUAUUAUAUUUGUUUCAUGUUUACCGCCGUCACCAAUAGAGCAAAUGGGUGUCUUGUUGCAUGUGAGUAUCGCCACGGUCCCAGAUGAAGUCACAGAGAUAGAUGAUGCUCCUGCAAGGAAAAGUGGGCCUAUCCCAGACUCGACCAAGGGGACAUCUGAAUCAAUUACACGGCCCGUGCAAUGGGUCAUAGCGGAUGAGACUAUUGAUGCAGUUGCACUUUCUCGUGGCCAGGGCGAUAGAUUGUGA
Molecule: messenger RNA, 786 nt
Organism: Aureococcus anophagefferens
Lineage: Eukaryota; Pelagophyceae; Pelagomonadales; Pelagomonadaceae
Exons: 8
Coding region: 1-786 (261 amino acids)
Source: RefSeq, a predicted model, not a curated record